Molecule: messenger RNA, 2115 nt
Organism: Otolemur garnettii (small-eared galago)
Lineage: Eukaryota; Metazoa; Chordata; Mammalia; Primates; Galagidae
Gene: ADGRF2
Product: adhesion G protein-coupled receptor F2
Exons: 8
Coding region: 1-2115 (704 amino acids)
Biological process (GO): G protein-coupled receptor signaling pathway; cell surface receptor signaling pathway
Cellular component (GO): membrane
Molecular function (GO): G protein-coupled receptor activity
Source: RefSeq, a predicted model, not a curated record
AUGACUCAUAUACUUUUGCUGUACUGCUUGGUGUUUCUGUUGCCCACAGAGUCCUGUAAGACGUUAUGCCAGGCUGCCAGCAAAAGCAAGGAGAAGGUGUCUACCUGGUCGCAUGGUGUGUGCGAUGGUGUCUGCGAGGACAAUUCCCACUGCACUCAACUUUGCCCUCCAGGCACUCAGGGGAAUAUGGGAUUUUUAUGCAGGAAAAGGAAAUGGUCCAAGAUCACCGAUACCUGCCGGACUCUGAAUGCCUUCAACAUCUUUGAGGAGAAUACAUACUCGGUUCCAUCGGUGGAAGGAAGUAUCAGAAUACAUGAAUAUUCCGAAAUGCCUGAGACCAUAACAGACAUGCUGCUGCAGAAGUGUCCGAGAGAUUUGUCCUGUGUCGUUACAAAUAUUCAGCAGUCUCCGCGGAUACCAGGCAACAUCGCUGUCAUCGUGGAACUCCUACACAACAUAUCAACAGCGCUACUGACAGAUGUCGAUGAGGCAAAGAUGCAGAGUUACAGCACCAUGGCCAACCACAUUCUUAACAGCAAAAGCAUCUCAAACUGGACCUUCAUUCCUGAUAGAAACAGCAGCUGUGUCCUGCUGAGCUCAGUCAAUUCCUUUGCAAGAAAGCUAUUCAUAAAUAAACAUUCCAUUAACAUUUCCAACGUGUUCAUUCACACCAUGGGCACCACCCUAUCUGGAGACGACACUGGAAAAAAUUUCACUUUUUCAAUGAGAGUUAAUGAUACCAACAAUGAAGUCACCGGGAGGGUGCUGGUCAGCAGAGAUGAGCUUCAGAAGGUGCCUUCCCCUUCCCAGGUCAUCAGUAUUGCAUUUCCUACCCUUGGGGCCAUUCUGGAAGCCAGUCUUAUGGAAAAUGUUACUGUGAAUGGGCUUGUCCUGUCUGUCAUUUUGCCCAAGGAACUUAAAAGAAUCUCAUUGAUUUUUGAAAAGAUCAGCAAAUCAGAGGAGAGAAGGACUCAGUGUGUUGGCUGGCACUCCUUGGAGAGCAGAUGGGACCAGCAGGCCUGUGAAAUGAUUCAAGAAAACCCCCAGCAAGCUGUUUGCAAAUGUAGGCCAAGCAAAUUGUUUACCUCAUUCUCCAUUCUUAUGUCACCCCACAUCUUGGAGAGCCCAAUCCUGAUCUACAUUACGUACGUAGGCCUGGGCGUUUCUAUCUGCAGCUUGAUCCUUUGCUUGUCCAUUGAGGCCAUAGUUUGGGGCCAAGUGACAAAGACGGAGAUCUCAUAUUUACGCCACCUGUGCAUUAUCAAUGUUGCCGCCACCUUGCUGGUGGCUGACGUGUGGUUCAUCGUGGCUUCCUUUCUCAGUGGUCCAGUGACACACCACAAUGGAUGCGUGGCAGCCACGUUUUUUGUUCAUUACUUUUACCUUGCUGUGUUUUUCUGGAUGCUCGCCAAGGCACUGCUUAUCCUCUACGGAAUCCUGAUUGUUUUCCAUACGUUGCCCAAGUCAGUCCUGGUGGCAUCUCUCUUUUCAGUGGGUUACGGAUGCCCUUUGGUCAUUGCUGUUAUCACAGUUGCUGUCACCGAGCCUGGCAGAGGCUACUUACGGCCUGAGGCCUGCUGGCUCAACUGGGACAUGACCAAAGCCCUCCUGGCCUUUGUUGUCCCAGCUCUGGCCAUCGUGGUAGUAAACCUGAUCACAGUCACACUGGUGAUCGUCAAGACCCAGCGAGCUGCCAUCGGCAGUUCCAUGUUCCAGGAAGUGAGAGCUAUUGUAAGAAUCAGUAAGAACAUCGCCAUCCUCACACCGCUGCUGGGACUGACCUGGGGGUUUGGGAUAGCCACGGUCAUCGACAGUAGCUCCCUGGCCUUCCACAUCACCUUCUCCUUGCUCAAUGCCUUUCAGGGCUUCUUCAUCCUGGUUUUUGGAACAAUCCUGGAUCCAAAGAUAAGAGAAGCCUUGAAGGAACGAGUAAUCUCUGCAAAGUGGAUCUCCAGAAUAUCCGAGCAAAAGUUGGAUUCAGGGUUGUCCACAGAAGGCAGGGAGCAGGAAGAGCAGAGGGGGUCUGGAGCGCCCCACCCCACCUCCACGGGGCAGUAUCACCUGUCUGGACAGCUGCUGCAGAACGUCCGCGUGGACGGAGGGUUUGGGGGCUAG